This is a messenger RNA of Lecanosticta acicola, 5819 nucleotides long. The record is from the annotation of a GenBank genome assembly. NCBI's taxonomy places the organism in Eukaryota, Fungi, Ascomycota, Dothideomycetes, Mycosphaerellales, Mycosphaerellaceae.
AUGACGACUUCACGGUAAGCUUACCUGACCAGACGAGACGCACGUCUGAGACACACAGACACAGACAGACAACCCCACGCUAGGCCUGCCUACCCACUGACACUCUGCACGUGACACCCAGACUCGACCGAUUGGUCACCUUGCUUGAGACGGGUAGCACCCAGCUCAUUCGUAAUACCGCCGCCGAGCAGCUUGCGGACGUGCAGAAGAACCACCCGGACGACCUCUUUAAUCUCCUCUCUCGCGUCGUCCCUUACCUGCGAUCCAAGCAAUGGGACACGAGGGCUGCCGCUGCCAAGGCCAUCGGCGGCAUCGUCAAGAACGCCGACAGAUUCGACCCUAAUGCCACUCUUGACGACGACGACAUCAGACCAGAGACCAACGGAAAGCACGAGGCCGAGGUCAAGUCGGAGCCGCUCCCGCAGCCUCCCGCCCCCGAUCAACUCCAGCUGGCCACCUUGGACGUCGAGUCAAUCCUGGCCUACGGCAAGGAACUGCUGGGCAGCGCUGGAAAGCAAUAUGACUUCAGGCUGGCGGGACUCACCUCCUCAGAGCGACUGGCGGCGCAGAAGAAAACCCUGACUGCUCGUCUGGGUCUCGGUGGGGAGUAUAUCGAAGAGGACCUUGUCACAGAGAGAGACAUUGCCGUGCGCUCUUCUUCCUUCUCCUCCGCACCCCACUUGCCCAGACUGGAGACAGAUGGUAGCAGAGGUGGUGAGGAUUCGCUUGUGAAAUCACCCGAUGAGGCGCCUCCCCAAACCCCUGCAGCAGGCGAGAUGAGCAAGCGUCAACUUAACAUGUUGAAGCGCCGACGUAAGGAGGAGCUCAAACGAGACAACAAGAAAUUCAAAUACGACUUCGCCGUUCGACCUGGCAGCACCAGCGUCGCGCAAACACCCGUAGACGACGUCAAGCAGGAAAUCAAACAAGAGGGCGAUGGGAAUGGCAAUGCCGACUACUUCUCACUUGAGCGCAAAGGCGCCGAUGACGAUUCCAAGGUCGUAGCGGAAUUCAAAGGCGCGCCUGUUCCUGAGAAAUCAGCUCUCGUUAAUGAAGCCGAGGAGGAGGGAAGAGAUUGGCCAUUUGAGCGACUCUGCGAGUACCUUUCUGUCGAUCUAUUCGAUCCGGAGUGGGAGAUUCGACACGGAGCAACUAUGGGUCUUCGCGAGAUCAUUCGUGUCCAUGGCGCUGGCGCCGGAAGACAUGCUGGCAAGACCAAGGAAGAGAAUGACCAACUCAACUGCGCUUGGCUCGAAGAUCUCGCUUGCCGCAUCUGUUGCGUGUUCAUGCUGGACCGCUUUGCGGACUACGUCUCUGACACUGCAGUUGCGCCCAUUCGUGAGACCGCCGGUCAAGUCCUUGCCGGAGUAUUGCAAUAUCUGCCGGCCUCUUCGGUACAUGACAUCAAUCGUAUCUUGUAUCGUCUGGUCAUGCAGAAAGAUCUCAAAGUUUCCAGGCGCAUCUGGCAUGCGUGUCACGGAGGCAUGAUCGGAAUGCGAUACCUCGUCGCCAUUCGCACUGAUCUGCUGUUGCAAGACCGAUCAUUGAUGGACGGCGUUCUGGAAUGCGUCAUCAAGGGGCUUACAGACCAAGACGACGACGUACGUUCUGUCAGUGCUGCGACACUAAUACCUGUCGCUCAAGAGUUCGUCAAUGUGCGCGUUGAUGAGCUGAACCACCUGAUUAGCGUGGUUUGGGAGUGCUUGUCAAGUCUGUCCGACGAUCUCAGUGCCAGUACAGGCCCGGUGAUGGACCUUUUGGCCAAGCUCUGCAGCUUUCCCGAAGUGCUGGCCGCAAUGAAGAAGAACGCCGCCGAAGAUCCACAGCAAUCGUUCGAGGAGCUGGUUCCGAGGCUCUUCUCAUUCCUGCGCCAUACUAUCAAAUCCGUGCGAACCGCCGUUCUGCGUGCCCUCUUGACUUUCAUCAGUAUUGACGGCUCGGAUACCAAGGGGUGGAUCAACGGUAAAGCUCUGCGUCUCGUCUACCAGAAUCUACUGGUCGAGCGGAUCGAUGAAGUGCAGAAGCUCUCACUUGACGUGUGGGAUGCGCUUUCUUCCGCUUUGGCGCAACAAGGUCCGCGCGCGUUCGAGUCUGCGUUCACGCCUCACGCAGCCUCGCUCAUGGCUUUGACCGUCCAUCCAGUCGGCGUUAGCCGUCACCCAAUACCAAUGGAUUCCACCUUGUUCGUGAAGCCUUCUGGACAGACAUAUGCGCCACUAGCAACCGCUCAUCGCCAAUCUCCUGCCAACGGAACCGAGCAUGGGAAGAAACGUCGGCGUUCGGACAAGAAAGAGAACUCUGUGCCUCCUCCAACCUCGACCUCAACCUCCCAUAAUAUUGAUGCUGCCAUCAUGCAGGGCGAUGUGGAUCUCGUUGGAAUGGAAGUCAUGGUUCGCAGUCGAAUCUUCGCUACGAGAGCAUUGGGCAAAGCGAUGGCUCUCUACCCAGCUGAGGAGCGCCAUCCUUUCUUUGGAUCGAAGCUCUUGCCCAACCUCAGAUCGCCGUAUGGAACAACCCAGCUCUUCACAGCCAUGGCGUUCGAGGGCUAUGCAUCCUCUAUCGCCGAGCACGAGCCCCUGGUGGAUGCUGCAUGCGCCGAGCUUCGAUCGCUGGUCGAGGACGAAAGACCAGGCUCUUACAAUGACUUGAACAGCUAUCUCAGGAUUGCUCGUGCGCAGUGCCAGCAGUUACUCAAUGCCUUCCAGGAGAGCGGACACGUACCUGGCAACAAGCUGCCAAUCAUCGCGGCGGUUUGUCAAGGCGAGGAAGGCGCAGGCAAGAAUGCGUUCUCUAUUCCUGAUGCUGAAAAGCUUGUGACUCAAGACUUUGACCGUCUGAAGAAGGGGCUCUCCACCGUGCAGCGGAUGGCUGCUGCUGAAGCACUUAACACCGCCAAGCUGGAUGCAGUGACGGCUGUCAACGAUGCCAAGGUUGCCAAAGCGCAGGCUGACCUCAGAGUCGUGUCUACAGCAGCCGCAGGUCUCGUGGCUUUCCGCGCUGUUCCCAAGAAAUCCCAAGCCACCAUCAAGGCGCUGAUGGACAGCGUCAAGGAAGAGGAAAACUCCGAUUUGCAGCACAGGACCGCCGGCGCGGUCGCCGGCCUCAUCAGCCAGCUUGUCGCCAGCGGGCGGCAAAAGGUGGUCGAGAAAGUCGUUGGCAAUCUUGUCAAGUUCUGCUGCAUGGAGGUCGGCGAGACUCCGGAGUUCCAUCCGAAUGCCGACAAGGAGGUCGGAAUCUUGUCUCUUCAAAAAGACGAGGAUAUACAGGAUCGUCCAGAUGCCGCCCAGCACGAACGUGAAGUCAAAGCUGCACGCAUCACUCGACGCGGCGCAAAGGACGCGUUGGAACAGCUUUGCCAGACGUUUGGUGCUGAGCUUUUCAUCAAAGUCCCGAAACUGCAAGCCGUCAUCGAGGGACCUAUUCGCGAAUGCUUCACUGACCAACUACCCGCUAGCAUCCAGGAUCCGGAAACAACUCUUGGUCAAGAGGCUGUCGAUGCCAUGUCAACGCUGCGCGCGCUGGUGGCUACCUUUGAUCCUUCUCUUCAUUCUUGGGUCCUCCAGCUGCUUCCUUUCAUCGGGAGGGCGCUCCAAUGUCGACUAGCUGUUUUGCGAUACACUGCAGCCAAGUGUUUUGCCAGUAUCUGCAGUGUCAUCACUGUGCAAGGGUUCACAAUGCUGGUCGAGCAAGUCAUACCACCAAUCAACAAUGCUCAUGAAGUCGUUCAGCGACAAGGCGCGAUCGAAUGCAUCUAUCACCUCAUCCAGGUCAUGGGCGACGGUAUUCUGCCCUAUGUUAUUUUCCUGCUCGUACCUGUCCUAGGCCGAAUGAGCGAUUCUGAUGGGGGCGUGCGACUGAUUGCAACUACUGCUUUCGCAACGCUGGUCAAGCUGGUGCCACUGGAAGCUGGAAUUCCUGAUCCCCCGGGUCUUCCUCAGACGCUCUUGGAGGGGAGGGACAGAGAGCGGAAGUUCAUAGCACAGAUGCUCGACCCGAAGAAAGUGGAACCCUUCCACAUCCCUGUCACGAUCAAGGCAGAACUGCGUUCGUAUCAGCAAGAGGGCGUCAACUGGCUGGCUUUCCUCAAUCGUUAUCACCUUCACGGCGUGCUUUGCGACGACAUGGGGCUCGGCAAGACGCUCCAAACCCUGUGCAUGGUUGCAAGUGACCACCAUAUGCGCGCGGAGGAGUUCGCGAAGACACAAGCUCCCGAUGUUAGGCGUCUGCCUUCCCUUAUUGUCUGUCCUCCAACUCUCACAGGACAUUGGAAGCAGGAGAUACGCACGUACGCAUCAUUUCUCAAUGCCGUCGCAUACGCCGGUCCUCCGGGAGAACGUAGCAAGGUGCGCGAUUUGAUGACUACUGCGGACAUUGUCAUUACUUCCUAUGAGAUCGCCAGGAAUGAUAUCGACAUAUUGAGUCCGAUUAAUUGGAAUUACUGUGUCUUGGAUGAGGGACACUUGAUCAAGAAUCCUAAAGCCAAGGUCACGCAAGCUGUGAAGCGCCUGGCAAGCAACCAUCGUCUCAUCCUUUCAGGCACACCUAUCCAGAACAAUGUGUUGGAGCUUUGGUCGCUGUUUGACUUCCUCAUGCCUGGCUUCUUAGGCACGGAAAAGGUGUUCCAAGAUCGAUUCGCAAAACCAAUCGCAGCUAGUCGAUUUGCCAAAUCGUCAUCUAGGGAACAAGAGGCUGGUGUACUCGCAAUAGAGGCGCUGCACAAGCAAGUUCUUCCAUUCUUGCUCCGUCGCCUCAAGGAGGAGGUACUGAAUGAUUUGCCGCCCAAGAUCCUUCAGAACUACUACUGCGACCUCAGCGAUCUGCAGAAGAGACUCUUCGACGACUUCACCAAGAAAGAGGCCAAGUCUCUUCAGGACAUGGCAGGCAGCCCGGACAAGGCGGCAAAGCAGCAUAUCUUCCAGGCCUUGCAAUACAUGCGCAAGCUCUGCAAUUCUCCGGCGAUGGUGAUGAAGGAAGGACACAAGCAGUAUGCUGCAAUCCAAUCUCUCCUUGCUAAGGAAAAUUCGAGUCUGAAGGAUCCUAAGCAUGCGCCGAAGCUCACGGCGCUGCGCGACUUACUCGUGGACUGUGCCAUCGGCGUCGAACAAACAGACGCUAGCGGGUUUCCCUCGGCAGAUGCGGCAGUCUCUCAGCACAGAGCUCUAAUUUUCUGCCAGAUGAAGGAAAUGCUGGACAUGGUGGAGGGGACGGUUCUCAAGAAGAUGCUGCCGGGAGUAACAUUCUCCCGCCUCGACGGCUCCGUGGAAGCGUCCAAGCGCCAAGAUAUUGUCAAUCGAUUCAAUUCGGAUCCAUCCAUCGACUGCCUCCUGCUCACCACGAGCGUCGGUGGUCUGGGUUUGAAUCUGACGGGUGCCGACACUGUCAUAUUCGUUGAGCACGAUUGGAACCCGCAAAAGGACUUACAAGCCAUGGACCGCGCACAUCGUAUUGGCCAAAAGAAGGUCGUCAACGUGUAUCGCCUGAUUACACGCGGCACGCUGGAAGAGAAGAUCCUCAAUCUCCAGCGCUUCAAGAUUGACGUCGCUUCCACUGUGGUCAAUCAACAGAACGCUGGCUUGGGCACCAUGGAGACAGACCAGAUUCUGGAUCUAUUCAAUCUUGGCGAGACUGAUCCGAAUCUGUCCAUCAGCGACAAGCCGGAUGCUAACGGGGUGGACGAGAACAACGCCGUUGACGCGGAGGGUAACAUGAGGGAAAAGGGCAAGAAGGGAAUUUUGGACGAGCUCAGUGAGCUCUGGGAUGACAAGCAGUAUGAGGAAGAAUUCAAUAUCGAUGGAUUCCUCAAGACGAUGAAAGCAUGA